ACCCAGGAGUUGAGGUGAGCACGCGUCGAAUAUUCUCUCUGUUUUACCAAGCGAAACAAGAUGUCAACCCCGGACGUCCUCCAGACCCCGUCCACAAACCUCAACACCAUCAGCUACUUCUCGACGGUGGACUAUGCCAUCUUCACGGUCCUCCUCAUUGCCUCCCUCGUGGCCGGGACCUUCGCCGGCUGGAGGAGCAGCAGCGGGGACACCAAGGACUUCCUGACGGGGGGGAAGAGCAUGAACCCCGUCGCCAUCACCCUGUCGCUGCUGGGAGGAGUCGUGUCGGCGCUGUCCGUUCUCGGUAACACAACAGAGAUCUACCUGUACGGGACGCAGUUAUGGAUGAAUCUUAUAGGUUGUUUUUGGGGUUCUCUCGUGGUUGUGCAUCUCUUGCUCCCCACCAUAUACCCCCUCGGGUUGUCUUCCAUGAACCAGUACCUGCAGUUCCGCUUCGACUCCAACCUCCUGAAGAAGCUCGCCUCCAUCACCCAGAUCGUCCACAGCGCCAUGUACCUCGGGAUCUGCCUCUACGCCCCUCCCUCACCCUCAGCUCCGUCACCAAGCUCUCCACCUGGGUCUCCAUCAUCGUGUUGGGAUCGUCUGCUCCAUCUACAUCUCGUUGGGGGGCGUGCGGGCGGUAGUCUACACGGAUGUUCUACAGACGACGAUCAUGUUCAUAGGCGUGGUGUCCGUGGUGGUGCAGGUGUGCAUCGAGUUGGGCGGCGUGGGCGAGGUGUGGGAGAGGGCGGCCCAGGGAGGGCGUCUUGAGUUCUUCAACUUCGACCCGAACCCCCUGGUGCGCCACACCUUCUGGUCGGUGCAGGUCCUCGGCCUCUACUUCUUCGUCAGCACCGUCGGGAUCUCGCAGCCCCAGUACCAGAGGCUUGUCUCCGUCAGGAACUUGAAGAUUUC
Molecule: messenger RNA, 915 nt
Organism: Penaeus vannamei (Pacific white shrimp)
Lineage: Eukaryota; Metazoa; Arthropoda; Malacostraca; Decapoda; Penaeidae
Source: RefSeq, a predicted model, not a curated record